This is a messenger RNA of Symbiodinium natans, 609 nucleotides long. The record is from the annotation of a GenBank genome assembly. Lineage: Eukaryota; Dinophyceae; Suessiales; Symbiodiniaceae.
AUGGCGGGCAAGGCCCUCGCCAGUGGACUUUGUGAUGCGGCUGCCACGAUCUCGCCUUACGAGGAUGUCAAGGGAUACCUGCAGCAGACUGUGCUACCUGCCCUUGGGCCCGCCAUAGAAGAUCUGUUGCAUCAAGUCCACUCCUCUGGCGAGCUGCAGCGAGUGUUGCGCAAGGAGACCGAGGCUGAGCGGAAGAUCGUCCGGAAGCCAUCCGAAGUACAGGAGGAUCCCCCGCCGGAAAAGAAACACAGCUCGUCGGGAAGCAGGAAACCCUCACUGACCGCUGGAGAAGGAAGUCAACUGUUGCGUCGCUUCAGCAAUGGAUCUGAACUGGAGAAGGUGCCGCCGUCUCCUCCUCCUGCUCCAGAAGCUGCCGCGGAGGAGUCCCGAUUUGAUCCCCUGGUUUGGCUGUCCGACUGUCUUAAGCAAUCGGCCACUGGGGAUGCAAGCUUUCGGGACCAGAUCCGCGAGCGAGUAAUCCAGCAAAUCAAGGCCGCAGAGGCAGCUGAAGAAGCUGAGCGUGCUCGAGCUGAAGCUGAAGCUGCUGCACGCGUUGACGAUGGAGAGAUCACUACCAUCGCCGAGGGGGCCUCUGAGAGUGGAAAUUGA